AUGAACGAAAUUCGUGAUAAUGAAACCCUUGUUUCUAAAAUCGUCAACGCCGAUGAGUUGACCAAGGACAUUGCACAAGGAACCGUCCCCCAAUAUGUCUUCUACACACCCAAUGUCAGGAACAGCGGUCACAAAACCAACCUUUCUUUUGCGAGCAAUUACCUGAAAACGAAAUUCAUUCCGCUCAUUGAACCAGUGUUGGCAAAUUCCAAAUCACUUCUUGUUAUUACAUUUGAUGAGUCAACCUACUUUGACCAUAUAGCGGACCUAUUGAAAUAUAACCAAAUAUACACCGUACUUAUUGGGCCAAACGUUUUAGUUUCUCAUAAACACGAGAAUGACAUGAGAUAUAACCAUUAUAGCAUGCUACCCACAAUUCAAGCCAACUGGAAUUUAUCCGACAAUUCGACCAAUAAAAUUGAGCGUGAAAUUUAUUUAGAAUCUCUCUCUUUCGCGCUAAUCAUGACAAACAUCGCAAGGAGACUCUUAAAUCAUAGUGAAGUCCGGUUCCCCAUUAUCAUUGAUGCAAAGAGACAGAAAAACUUAUUCGAACUGUUGAAUGUUUAUCCCGAUUAUGGAGUUGGAAUCAAAGUGGUACAAAUUCAACACCUGCUUUCCGACCAUUAA
Acaulospora colombiana is the source of this 627-nucleotide messenger RNA. The record is from the annotation of a GenBank genome assembly. NCBI's taxonomy places the organism in Eukaryota, Fungi, Glomeromycota, Glomeromycetes, Diversisporales, Acaulosporaceae.